AGAAAGUUGACCAACAUAAAAGCAAAAAACUCUGAAAUUAUAAACCGAUUAAAGGAUUGGAGCUCUUUAUAUAAUUUGACUUCUCAUGCCAAGCCACAAAUCCUUAUAGAUCUCAGACUGCAAGCUGUUUCAAAAAUGCAUCAUAAAUGCACCAAAUAUACCAGUUAACUCUUCUUCUUCUCAGCUCAACUUGAUGGUUCUGCACUGGGACGAACAAGAACAGUGUGCAUUUUAAUCUAGAACAUCUACGACCAUUUAUUUUGAAUGGAGACUCUUUGAGCUAGUGAAGAUGCUCUGCAUCAUAUUAUUACUCUUCACUUUCCUCAUCGUUGGGAGCUCGAAGCUCUGCCCUCAUCAGUGUUCUUGUUACGACGCGUCUGAGCUGGUGGACUGUCGAUCCCGAGGGUUCACUCACAUUCCCCACAGUAUUCCACAUGGAACAUGGCUCCUGGACCUCAGUGGGAAUAAGUUAUCGGAGUUGAGGAGUACCUCCUUUACUGGGAUAUGGGUUCUCCGGGUCCUUCUGCUUUCACAAAGCAACAUGCAGGUGGUGCAUUCUAAGGCUCUUUCCUCUCUGACCUUCCUGGAAAAGUUGGACCUGGCUUACAACGAGCUCCGUGUCCUUCCUCCAGAUUUCUGUCAAGGGUUAACCGCUCUUAAAGAUCUCAAGCUUUCCCACAAUGCCCUGGAACGCCUCGAGUCUCACUCUUUGGAGGACCUAGAAAGUCUGGAGAGGUUAGAUCUCAGUCACAACCACAUUCAGGUUAUCGAAGUCGGGGCAUUUCGUGGACUUACCAUGCUAAGGCACCUUAACCUUGCAUGGAAUCAGAUGACAGUCCUCCAAGGCGGCUUGCUCACCAUGCAACAGAGUCUUGGAGUUCUUCUCUUGAACCACAACAAUAUCUCCAAGAUUGAAACGGACGCUCUGGCCCCCUUACAAACCCUGACCAUUCUGAACUUAGAAGCCAACCAGCUGAGGAGCCUGAAGUUCAAGACCUUCUUGAACCUCCAGACGCCCAGCACGCAUCUGCAGAUGUCGGAGAACCCUUGGACGUGCGACUGUGAGCUUCAUCGCGUCUUCACUAAGAUACUCCAUGUCAGGCAUCUCCACGUGGACGAUUACAUGAAUAUCACGUGCCAUUCUCCGCUCUUACUGGCUGGAGCAUCUCUGGGUUUAAUGCACAGUCAGCUGUGUAUCGCAGAAACGGCCACUGUCCUGGUCAUUACCGCAACUGUGAUGGUCACUGUGGUGGCCGCCUUGGUUAUGGCAGAACGCAAGCGCAAGAAUCAACAAAUGAACCUGGAAAAACAAGGAAACGAUCCUAUGCCUUGGGAGUCUCGCAAAUGAAGAAACCCAGCAGCUGAUAGCUAUACAAACUUAUCUUAUUUUACACAACAGCUCUUCAUUUUUGUGCACGUAGUACUCACUUCAACAUGAAAUCAAAACCUAUUUACUUUCCCAAUACAUGUUCCUAGUCUUAUUUUGAAUGGACAUUACUCAUCAAAAUAUAAGAGUGUUGUAGGGAUGAUGCAUUUUUGUAGGACAAAACCUAAAAACAAGCAUUUCAGCACUUUUGGGUCAUUUGUCCUGAAAUUUUUUUUUUUUUUGUAUGUUGGUUAAAUGCCUGAAAUAGUUAGUCUGUGAUGAACACAAGCUCAAGAUAUUUUUACAUUUUAUUAUUCAGCAGAAUAAGCCCCUUCUCACUUAAAAAAGGUGGUUGGUAAGUGUUUAAAUCGGUCUAAAUGUAGUCACUUUUACAGACUUGUUUUAUUAGUGUGACUUUUACAGAAUUCCCAUUUGUUUUUGUUUUUUAAUACAGACUGAAAAAUGUGUCCGAAGCUCAAUGCUGGGAUGUUGACGUCAUGUGACUGUGCUGUAGUUUGUUCAUAUCCAGGUCUAGCUUUCUGCUGAUUGUAUUUAGGCUUCAAAACGAAUGAAAGUUGUGUUCAUUUUGAAGAUUAUCAUGCAAAACAAAAAGUGCAUGAAUCAUAACAUUUUGUUUGUAAAACAGUUUAUUUUUUGCAAUAAUCAAAAGCUAGUGGAAAAAUCCUAUUGGAUUUUUUUGAUGAGGUAACCAUGUUGACCUACAAUGAUGCGGCCUCACUGCAGCACUCUAACUUACAUAAUCAAUAUGGAUAUUUUCCUUGCUCUGAAAAAUGUUGCAUGACUUGUUUGUGAACAUCCCUUGAUCUUGCUAAUUGUAGAAAACCUGCUAAAGUGAAUUAGAGUUGUCAGUACUCAAGUGUUGGGCAGUGACCUCAAGAUAAAUGAUGCAUGAAAAGCCACAGAGUAGCUUUGUUUACUUUUUGCAACUCAAUACCUGGAGCACCGACCUGACCUUCAGGGACGGCCUGUAAUUUCUAUUUUACUUUAAAUAUACAUAAGUGGAUUCUAGUAAAUAAUGCAGUAUUGUGUUCUUUGAUGUUCUGAACCAUCAUUUUCUCGUUGACCGAUUUAUUUGCUGAAUCAUUCAGAGAACUAACAUUUUAA
Carassius gibelio (silver crucian carp) is the source of this 2491-nucleotide messenger RNA. Its product is annotated as slit homolog 2 protein. The record is from RefSeq and is a predicted model, not a curated record. Gene Ontology annotation, molecular function: protein binding. Lineage: Eukaryota; Metazoa; Chordata; Actinopteri; Cypriniformes; Cyprinidae. The coding region runs from base 290 to 1348 and encodes 352 amino acids. The transcript is spliced from 2 exons.